Messenger RNA from Saxophila tyrrhenica, 1491 nucleotides. RefSeq lists its product as uncharacterized. NCBI's taxonomy places the organism in Eukaryota, Fungi, Ascomycota, Dothideomycetes, Mycosphaerellales, Extremaceae. Bases 1 to 1491 code for a protein of 496 amino acids. The transcript has 2 exons. The record is from RefSeq and is a predicted model, not a curated record.
AUGGCCGACCAGGUGGAUCGUACGCGGGCCGCGUACCAGACCAACGACCCUGAUGGCGACCAAGAGACUUCGGCAUACGCAAUCGACUUCCAGAAUUGGCAGCCAGACAUGCAGCCCAGGACAUACACAGGCUGGGCGCAUCCAGUCGACCCGAGGGAUGUUGGCCUCUUGUCAUGGUUCGAGAGUGGUCGCACUUCGGAAGCAGUCUGCCAUGAGCUGAUGCGUGUACCAACAAACACCAACAUUCAAUCAGGAGACCACGGCAGCCACACAGCCGGGCGUGCAGGGCCAACUGGGCGUCCUGGAAUGUCAGGAUUAGCACACAACCAAGCCACCGAGCAGUCUGCGGUAGUGAUAGCGCCACCGACAAUAUCGCCAGGCAUUGGGUUUGGCACCCAUCAAGGGCCCGUUCCGGCAGACCCUGGGCAUCUGACUAAAGCACCGUCUGACCGCCGGGUGCAUCAGCGCAACAGUCCGACGUAUCGCGAAGAGCUCUCUUACAUCCGUCAACCUUUCGGCCAGGGACCAUGGUCAGAGAGUGCUGGCACUAUGCAGAGGAACGAUCGUGCUGACACCACUCGUCCUUCGACUGUACAUGUGCCACGCGAACCGACGGCUGAACUGUAUGGUCAGGGUUCGAUGCCUUCGUAUUUUGGACCCGGUUCACUCUCGCAAGUCAACAGUAUGCAAGGCAACUGCAACCAGUACGAUCUGGCCCCAGGACUGAUUGACUUGCCAUCAUAUGGUUAUGCUGCCGGUCACUCCAGUAUGCCCAUGCCCGCCCAGCGAGGCGUAGGAUAUCCUCCAGUCUUCCGAGUCCCGACUGUUGACUUCCAGACGUAUUCGAACCAGGCUUCCGUGUUUCCAGAAGGGUACCAAGUCAUCGACCCGCAUGUCCAACAGGAUCCAGUCUUCCCAGGAGGGACUCAAGGCGUACAUCCAAACCAUUAUCACAGCCAGGCUUUCAUGGGAGGGUCCCAAGUCUACCCAACGAAUUUCUUCCACACUCCAGCCGCCCCACCACCUGCCACCGUCGCUAAGUGGCAACCGUUCAACCCGAUACCACGAGCAGCAGAGCGCAUGCACCUGCGUUCAGUCACUAAUGCAACGCCAACCAAGAGCGGCGCAACUUACGCUGACUUGACGCGCGUAAGGCCCUCAGUAGGGUGUCAGCCGCCGCCAACCAACAUCAACGUCGGGAUGAUCGAAAUCUGCACGUUCUACCCGAACGCGUUCCAGAUACCAACAGUAGGUAUGCGUGCAGUACACGCGGGCUGGACUGCGCUGGAUCUCGCAAAGGCACAGCUAAAGCCUGUCGGACUGCAUGAUUCCAAGGGCGAACUUGACAGAGCCAGAGGGCGCAUUCAGAAGCAACUGAAGGAGGGCGCCGAAGUUUGUCACGGCUUGCCAGAGAAGAGGGCUUUCAACGGACAUCUGGUGCGUGCGGAGCAUAGUGCUGGGUUUGGGAGCGACAUGACAGCCGGAAGUUAG